Epinephelus fuscoguttatus (brown-marbled grouper) is the source of this 11567-nucleotide messenger RNA. Its product is annotated as zinc finger protein PLAGL2-like. Gene Ontology annotation, molecular function: RNA polymerase II cis-regulatory region sequence-specific DNA binding; DNA-binding transcription factor activity, RNA polymerase II-specific. The coding region runs from base 1142 to 2482 and encodes 446 amino acids. Gene Ontology annotation, biological process: regulation of DNA-templated transcription. The record is from RefSeq and is a predicted model, not a curated record. The transcript has 9 exons. Lineage: Eukaryota; Metazoa; Chordata; Actinopteri; Perciformes; Serranidae.
UAUUCUUUGUAAGGAACCGAAAUGUUGUGUCUAGUUUAAAAAAGCUUGUAGGAUAAUAUGCAGCCACGUUUGUCAAAAAAUGACAACAUGUUAACAAUAUUUACUUGGAACCCCUUGGGGAAAAAAAGAAAUCUAUUCCUUCCAUAAUAACUUCCAGAAGAGAUUGUUGAUGAAACUUACAUAAGAAACCAGACGUUUAUUAGGUGAGUAAUUACAUGUUAAUACGACAGGGAGACCAUCAAUUUCAUAAAAAUGCAAUGGGGGAUGAGGAACCACAAGGAAUCUGGGUUUGCUCCGUCUGGACAAACUUAAAAGUUCCCCUGAGCCCGGGGUGUGACGUCACUCUCCCAGAAUGCAUGGCUUCCAGCGCGGCGCCCAGCAGUCCAGGCCCGGACUCUGACAAAUAUCUACAAAACUUCUUCCAAAAUGUCGAUAUGGAGACGAAACGGAGGCUGGACGGAGCGCUGGACGGAGGCUCAAUCGUGCAAUGGGAAUGGUUUUAAUCGGCAUCCACACCUGGAUCUACAGUAGUCACGGAUAAUCAUCGCCUCCGGCCAUGGGAACAUACCUGGAUAAACUCUUAAUUUUAGCCCCUUAACUGGCGAGAUGCAGUGGUGUGCCACCACAAAACACUGUCUGUCUUCACCCAAGCAGCACUUGAACAUCGAUCCAAAUUAGUCUGCACCGAGUUUAAAGAGAGACUGAGUCUGUGAAGAUGUCAAGCUCCCUCUGUGAUUCAGCUGCUGUGACUGUGGUGUUCGGGGCUACUGAAUACUAAAAUAGCCUGAGCCAACACAAGAGCUCUUCUCAGGAAACGCACAGACCUAGUCAAAGCUCCUCAUCACUGCAGCCCUGUUGGGGUUGCUAUGGCAGCUGCUGUCACAGAAACCAAGUGCUGGACGCAGGCUUGCCCCAGUAAGGCAGGACAGACCACUAGUCAUUACCACAAGAGACCAUCAAACAGUCAACAAACAGCACUUAGCAAUAAUUCUAGCACUCUACGUUAACAAAACAACCAGAGGUCUGUAGGCUGAUGGUCAGCUCUCUGGAGGAUCCUCAUGAGUCUUGUCUGUGUCUGCUCAGGCUCUUGGCUGGAGUCCCUGUGCAGCAACAGAGCCAGUACCGUUCCUUCUGUUAGACCAUGUUUCACCAGCAGGACCAUCUGAAGAGCCAGCUGCAGGAGAGCCACUCAGCCAGCAGGCAGCUCUUCCACUGCCGGGAGUGUGGGAAGCAGUACAACACACAGCUGGGUUAUAGACGCCACCUGGUGGCAGCCCAUAGUGCUGCAGCAGGCCUGCCUUGUGCAGAGGGGGUGCCCUCCCUGCUGGAGCACCUUGGCAGCCAUAUUGACAGGCCAUCAGAGCAACCAUCGGAGGGCAACACAAAUGCUACUGUGCCAGUGAGAGAGAGGAAAUACUCGUGUGAGCGAUGUGACCGCCGUUUUUACACACGUAAGGAUGUACGGCGUCAUGCUGUGGUGCACACUGGGCGCCGUGACUUCCUGUGCCCGCGCUGUGCACAGCGCUUUGGCCGUAGAGACCAUCUGACUCGCCAUUUAAAGAAGAGCCAUGCUCAGGAGUCAGGGUUGAUGCCAUCUUGUACACCCAGUACUCCUGUGGCUACACCGACCCCUGCCACCCAGUGCCCUGUGAAGGAGGAGCCGAGCCCUGUGCCCUCUGAUAUGGGCUCUAUCUCCAAGGAACCAAUGGAGACUUUCUCCAGGGGCAUGUACAAUUCUUACACCAUGGCCAGUCCUGUCCCUGGGAUGGGCCAUCCUCAUGGCCUGAUGCAGGGCUCGUUGUCCUCAAGUGUAGGUGUGGCUCGCCACAUGCCCCCCCAAUCUUCUCAUUCUCACCACCACCAUCUGCAGCCCUCGACGGCUCCGCAGCAGCAGCAGCAGCAGCCCUACAGCAGUAUGGCAAGGUACCAGCACGGAUCUACCUCAUAUCCUCGCACCGACGUGGACAGUUUUCUGCUGGACCUGCAGAGUGCCCCCCCACCUCACCUAAGUGCAGUGAGCUCCUCUACCUCUACUUCUGCCUCCCCUCAGAGAGAGGUGCUGGGUGAAGGCGUAGGUGUUGGUGGUGACCCCCAUCUGCUGUCCAGGAGCCCUGCUGUCUCCUCAACUGAGCUGUCCUGCACCACUAACAUGGACCUCGGGCCUCUGCUGGGCUUUUUGCCCUUUAGUCUGCCACCCUACAGCCCCCACAUGGGGAUGGGAGGGUUAGUGAUGAGCUAUCCAUCCGCUACCACCACCACUUCUCCUCCAUCCUCUUCCACUGAGCUGUCCUCUCAAGCUCCAGGGCCUUUCACCUUUUUCCAGCCUCCACAAGCUCAUGUACACCAGGGCCCUGGUGCCCAUAACCACAGCCAACUACCUCAGGCAUACAGCAAUCCUGCUAUGAGCACUUCAAGCUCCCUACCUCACUACUACCAGGCCUUUCAGCAAUGCCUACACAAAAAGAAUGUGCUACAAAAUUAAGAUUGGGGUGGCCAGCAAGACCUGCCAGCACUGUGGUGGCAAGCAACCAUAUAAAGAUAAGGUGCAGAGACAGAAAGAAAAGAUUACCCAGGACUGGAAAGAGCGGCAAAAGAAGGACUGCAGCAUCAACAAAGUUCAUGAUGCAACAAAUCUAUUGUUGUGACAACCCUAAACCCAAUCACCGCACCUGAGAGACUGCCAGGAUUUUAAGAAGGCGAGCGGAGAAAGCUGCAAGAGAGACGAGACGCACGGAGCAGGCGAAGGAGCAGGAAGCGGCAGGAAGCGGCAAGUCUAACUAGGAAGAACACCCAACGCAGGACCCACACCAGAGCACCCAGUGGACGGAGGAGCUAGGUGGCUAGUUGACGGCAGGUUCCAUGAAGAGGUGGGCAGAGUGAAACUCUGAGUAGAGGUCUGGAAUGAUAAAGUGCGACUCACGAUAGCUGUUUGUGUAAAAGUGCAGUGACUGCCGUCUUGCCUCCGAUAGCUCGAGACCGUGCCAGAAGAGGACGACGGUGCAGAGCGGCGGAGCCAGGAGAGCAGGGACCGAAUGAAGGACGUGUGGCUCUCUUUUCUUCGGUGACCAAGCUAUCCCCGCCAGUGUACUGGACCUCCACAAAUGGGAACUUUUAGAGCGACAUCCAGUCCUCCUCCUUGCAAGGAGAACCAUGGCUUUGUGGCGGAGUGCCUCUGUCCAUGGCAAAUGAACACAGAGGACGCUAAGGAUGCCCUUGUCACAAUAAGAUGGAUAUAUGAAAAUCUCCUUAAUGCUUCAAGACCCGCAUCUGACAGCUUCUGUAUGGCAGUCGCCUUGAGGCUGUGAUUGGUGUAUCUUCGGCAGCAUCUGUGCAAGUGAAAUAUUCAACUCAUUGACUUUCCAAUAUCAGAUUGGAAGCACAACUCUGAGCAGGAUUGUUAUGGAGACCUGUGCAGCCCUAACUUCUGUGCUACGCGAGGAUUUCCUGAAGACACCAAGAACUGAGCCAGAGUGGAAAGCCAUUGCCAAAGACUUCCAUGACAAGUGGCAGUUUCCACACUGUCUGGGUGCAGUGGACGAGAAACACACAAUUUUCAUUCAACCUCCUGCCAACAGUGGAAGCAUGUAUUACAACUACAAGUCCCGGUUUUCCAUCAUACUCAUGGCUGUAGUUGAUGCAAAUUAUAAGUUUGUUUAUGCAAGUGCGGGAACCCAGGGCAGAGUGUCAGACGCUGGCGUGUUUGCACAAACAGACUUGAGAGCCGCAAUGGACAAAGGCCUACUUCAUGUCCCCCCUGAUGACACACUGCCCAACACUGAUAUCUUGAUGCCCUACAUGUUCAUUGGAGAUGAGGCCUAUCCACUCAGAGCAGAUCUCAUGAAGCCUUACGCUGCGCUGCGCUUCCGCAGGCAGUGUGGCCCUGGCGUUACCCCUUCUGAAACCUCAACAGGAGUCUGAGGCUCUUCAAUUGCCGUCUGUCUCGGGCUCGACGAGUAGUGGAAAAUGCCUUUGGAAUAUUAGCCAAUCGCUUCAGAGUUUUCAGAACAACUAUUUCCCUGGAUCCAGACAAGGUCAUGAACAUCAUCUUUGCAUUUCUGUGCCUGCACAACUUCUUAUGUGACAGAAGAUCUGAUGCCUACUUGCCACCUGCCUAUGUGGAUUCAGAAGAUGCCAACCAUCAGCUGAUUGAAGGCGCAUGGAGGAGAGAGGGCAUACUACAGCCUGCACCAGUGGGGAGAGCAAGAAAUCCCUCUGUUGAAGCGAAGAGGCAACAAGACAGACUAUGCCAAUACUUUGUGUCACCUGCAGGAAGUGUUUCAUGGCAGGAGGGCAUGGUAUAGGCUUAAAAUCAGGGAUGCAGGAAGUAGGGGUGCUGAGGGGGCUGUAGCACCCCCUACUGGCUGUAGCUGCAAGGCAAAACUGUUUACUAAACAAAUCAAUAAAAAAACAUUUAUUUUUUGAGUGUAGCAUUUUAGCGUAAGCUGGCUGAGAAACAUGGUUAUGUGUUAAACGGUUGAAAUCCACCCUUUGUUAUUUUUUAUAUUUCAUUUCAUUUCAAAGCAUCCAUUGUAUUUUCUGUGUAUCUGAUGCAUAAACGCAGGCAGGUUAGAUGUGUCUCUCAAUUUCCUGCCUCACUGGUUAAAGGAUGUAUGAAUUUAUUAUUUCAUUUAGUAAAUGUAUUUCUUGUUUCUGUCACAGAUCUGUAGUGUGACAUGCUUUGAAUAAGAGUGAGCAAUGAUCAUGUCAACUCAUUUGGCAAUGGCUUGAAUGUAGCGAACACUGUUUGACAUUAAUUUAAUAUGUAAUAGUUAUUGCACUAUAACUUUUAAGAGUGAGAGUGGUUAGAUUUUAGCCAGUGUACCUUGCUGUGUAAUGGUCAUACCUUCCCUGAGUUGACUGGGACCCCAUAAAUGGUACUCCCCCUGGUUGGAACUGACUGAGGGUUGCGUGUUCCUGGGCCUGCUCUGCCUCUAGGGCAUCAUACAGUAUGUUCAUAAUAUUUCUCCUAACUCUUAACUGAAGCACUCGAUCUUUAAUGCUUCUUAGCUCAUUUGCAACUUGUUGACCAAAUACCUCCUCACUGUCAUUAGUUGUAGAAGAGUAUUAUGAACCUGUGUUAACAAAGUUAACGUUGCUAACUCAAUAUUGUUAGCAUCAGAGGACUUUCCCUUUGCUUUGCUAAAGCGUGGUCUUUUGGGUGUCUCAUCAUGACGUGAUGCUAAUUCAGUCAAAGAUGUUUCCCCCUCUACAGUGGCAGAGACUGAACUUCUAGAGGACUGAGCAGAGGUUGAUGGAGGGGAGAGCAUCUGGGACAUUUCAUUGUUGUCAGUUGACAUGUAUGGCAUUAUAUUUGUGUCAUAAGUCGCGCGAGCAGAUAACACAUCUGCACGCGCGCAGAUCUCUCUCUUGUGUAAAUUAUUUCGUGUCACACAUUCAGCAACAGAGUGAAGCAGAGGCAGGUGCAAGCGAGUAAAAAACAACAGCGACACAAACAACAACACUGUGCAGCUGCUUUGCGCGCGCUGGCUCGCUCCUGCUCUCGUUCUCUCUCUCCCCUGUGCUCGCUCGCGGUGGAGUUCUGCUCGCUCGAAGCAAGGACUUUUGACGCUUUGGGGGCGGAGACCAAGGCUGACCCCGGCCCUCUUAUGAUUGGUCAUUUUCCAGCCCCCCACGUUGGUGCCUUUUCGGUUUUCUGCUGAUGACAGCUUCUGUCACAGACAGGAAGCUCAGUGGGUUUUUUUGGUUUGUUUAGCUAACUAGCCUGGUAAGAAGCUACAUGGAGGAAGCACCGCCUGUGUGAGUGACGUUUAUGGUCCUGGUAAAUAGUAGCAGAGUGAGACCUCUGACUUUGUUUCUGGGCCGGUGCUGAAGUCGAUGAACCAUACUUCCGGUUGUCAUUCAACGAGACAGUUGAACGAAGACUUGCCGUAGCGAUCGUGCUAGCUGAGUUCUGUGGAGAGAGACUGCGACUGUAAACGCGGCCGUGAGGAGACAAAGUUGCUGUUUGGAGUACUGCGGUGGGCAAGUGCGGGAAUAUCGACUGACGGCCUGUAUAGGUCCGGACUGGUGUUCCUGCUCUGCUUGUUGCGGUCUCUGGCAGUGGCUGUGUACGUUAUCUGAGACGGUCAGAAGUGCGCACGUGAAUAUUAACCUUUAUUUUUCCUUCUCUGCUUCUGUUCUGUAUACUCUCUUUGGGGCCUGGUAGUCUCUUUGAUACAAGGCUUCGGCCAUGAGGGGUAACGGGGGAGGGGUGCAGGACUGGGAGAGAGGUGAGGACAGAUCUAGAUCUGUGGGGAAGCGUGAUCGCUCGGACACCUCUCUGGAAAAAGAAGAUAGGAGACUGAAAAUGGUAAAGCCUGUGGAAGAAUUUAAAAUUUUCUUCAAAAUGAAGGAUCAGGUUGCUGGAGGCUUUAGAGCUGAAGAUUGCUGAGUCUCUUAGGUGUGUUGGAGAGGAUAUAGAUGCAUGAAUCCUCCCCAGUGGGGUGCUUCUAGUGAUAUGUAGCACCAGAGAUCAACUUGGAAGAGCAAGAAAAAUUGGGAAAAUUGGAGGAAAGAAAGUGGAAAUCUCAGUUUCGGAAAAGAAAAACGUGUCUAAAGGUGUCAUCUAUGGUGUUUGUGCUGAUGUGACAGAGAGAGAGAUAUUAGAAAACAUUAAAGGAGGAGAAGUAAAGGAAGUGAAGCGGUUUAAAGCCAAAGAAGGGGGGAACCCAAACUCUCCAGUUUUGAUAACCUUUGAGGGGAAUUUUCUCCCAGCAAGGGUGUACAUUGGCUGUCUGUCAUACCAGGUGAAGCAGUUUCAAAGGUCUCCACUUCGGUGUUUUAAAUGCCAAAGGUUUGGGCAUAUGGCUAUGUCAUGCAGAAGAGAUAGGCGUUGCGCCAAGUGUGGAGGUGACCAUGAUGUAGUGAACUGUGGAGUGUCAACUCCUAAAUGAUGUAACUGUGAAAGAAGUCAUUUGGCUUCAUUUAAGGAGUGUGGCCACUUUAUAAAAGCAAAGCAAGUUCAGGAGGUCAGGGAUGAGCACAAGACCUCUUAUGCGGAAGCUCUGAAGAAAGUGGAAAGGGCUGGUGAUGCAAGCACCCUAGGAAAAAUGAGAACAGGUGGGCCUUUGAUGUCUCAAUCGCCACCAUCCAUCAUAGCAAGGGAUGAAAUUGUGAUAAAAAAAUAAUCCUUGAUGGCUUUCAUUGUUGAUGUGCUGUAUGGGGCUCGAGAAAAGAAGUCCAGAUCUGAUAUAAUUAAAUGUGUGUCUGAAGCAGCAGUCAGGUUUCUGGGUCUGAAAGUCUUUGCUCCCCAAUCUCUAUAUGACUACAUGAGGUCAAGCCAAGAAAAGACAAGCUACAUUGACAGGGAGGAUGAUGAGGACGGAGAAGAUAUGGAUGAGGGUGACUUCAUUGAAGAUUAUGAUGAUGUUUAAAUAUUUAUGAUGUUCUGCAUCCUCCAAUGGAAUGCACGAAGUUUAAUUGCCAAUGGCCAGGAGCUCAAAAAGCUAGUUCGAGACUGUGAAAUAAAACCUGAUCUAAUUUGUAUCCAGGAGACAUGGUUAAAGCCUUGUCUAGAUUUUAUUAUUCCUGGAUAUGUAUGCCUGCGUAAGGACAGGAAUGACAGGCCAGGAGGAGGAUGUACUACUUUUGUUAAGUCCAAUAUGCAAUAUAGAAUUUGUGAAUGUGAUACGUCUUUUGAAAAUUUAAUUGUUGAGGUAUGGAGCCCCCAGGGGAAAAUAUGCAUUGUUAAUUUUUAUAAUCCUUGUAAACCCCUCAUUCUAUCUGAGCUUGAGAACAUAAUGAGUAAGGCUAGCAGGUCGCAAGUCAUCUGGGUAGGAGAUUUCAAUGCCCACAACCCUCUGUGGGGAAGUAAGGAUAGAGAUACAAAUGGGGAAAUAAUAGAGGAAUUGUUAGAUAACUCUAAUUUAGUUAUAAUAAAUGAUGGACAACCGACCCGCUUUGAAAUUAAAACUUCAAAAAUGUCAUGUUUAGACCUGACUCUGGCUUCACCGGCUCUUGCAAGGGUAGGGGAGUGGAGUGUCUUGAGUAAAGACCCAAUGGGAAGUGAUCACUUCCCAGUUUUAUCCAAAUUUGGAUAAAACUCAUAAAGAAAUCAGAGGACAGAGCCAAACGAUUUGAUUUUUCUAGAGCAAAGUCGGAUAAGUUUGAAGAGGGGAUAGCUGCAGGCUUAGAGAGUGUUUGCAGUGAUGGGUCAAUUGAUGAUUUUAACGAUUCUUUAAUAGCAAUGAUCUUGACUGCUGCUUCAGAAGCAAUCCCCUUUAGAAAGAUCCCUAAAGAGCGAGCCAUAGUUCCAUGGUGGAAUAGCGAAUGUAGCAAAGCUAUAAGCAUGAGGAAACUUGGGUUUAAAAAAUUACGUAAGAACCCUUCCCAGGAAAAUGUCAUAAAAUACAAGCGUUAUUGUGCGUUGGUGAGGAAAACUAGAACGCAAAAAGGAAAUGCUGGAGAACCUUUUGUGGGACGCUAGGACCAGACACUCCAGCCAAACAAUUAUGGUCUAGAAUUCACAAAAUGUCAGGAAAAGUUGUUAAAACAACAAUUCCAGUUCUAAAGGACAGGCACACUGAGGCCAUUUUUAGUAAAGAUAAGGCAGACGUGUGCUAAAACUUUCCAAGAUGUGCAUAAUUCAAAAAGCCUAGGGCAUGAAGGGUUGAGAGAAAGAGAAGAGCUCCUGAAAGCAGAUGAAUGGAAAUUGAAUUAUGUAGGUGAAAGGAAUAGGUCAUAUAAUGCGUUUUUCUCGUUAAAAGAGCUUAAACAUGCAAUAAAAACUGGGUUAAAUACUACUCCAGGUCAGGAUGGAAUAAGCUAUGAACUGCUUAAACACUUAGAAGAGGGAGCACUUGAAGAAAUGUUGGCAUUCUAUAAUUAUGUUUGGGAGGCUGGAAUGUUACCAACGAAAUGGAAACAUGCAUUGGUUGUUCCUAUUUUGAAGCCCAGAAAAGAUCCAUCUUCUCCAUCAUCCUAUCAACCCAUAGCAUUAACAUCAGUCAUGUGGAAAGUAAUGGAAAGAAUGGUUACAAAUAGGUUGAUGCACUUUCUUGAAUCUAAUAAUUUUUUUGUUAAUUAUCAAAAUGGCUUUAGAGUUGGCAGAAACACAAUGGAUUCUGUUGCUGUCCUUGAUAAGGACAUAAAGAAAGCUAUUAUAAAUAAAGAAGCUGUAAUCUGUGUUUUUCUAGAUAUAGAGAAAGCAUAUGACUCCAUGUGGAGGGAGGGUGCGCUGAUGAAGCUGCAUGACGCUGGUGUUCAUGGCAGAAUGUUUUAUUGGAUUAAGGAUUUCCUUAAUCAUAGAACUAUUCAAGUGAGAAUAGAAGGUAUUGAAUCUGAAAUUGCUGAGGUUGAAAAUGGCACACCGCAAGGUUCAGUUAUUAGCCCAGUUCUCUUUAAUGUUAUGAUAAAUGAUAUCUUUGAAAAUGUCCAACAAGGCUUUGGUAAAUCAUUGUUUGCAGAUGAUGGUGCCCUCUGGAGGAGAGGGAAAAACAUGCAUCACAUGUUCUGUCAAACACAACAGGCCUUAGAUCAGGUUGUUAAGUGGGCAGACAAGUGGGGAUUUAGAAUCUCUGCACCCAAAAGUAAAUUUAUGGUUUUUGGCCUAAAAAAGGUUCCUCCUUUAAACCUUACAAUGUAUGGGAGCUCUUUAGAAAGAGUUAGCAAUUUUAAAUUUUUGGGUGUGUGGUUGGAUGAGAGGCUAACAUGGAGAACCCACACAUGGUAAAAAUAUUUUUAAAUGUGAGAAAAUAAUCAACAUUCUUCGAAGCUUAGCUGGAUGUGACCGGGGGGCUGAAAGAGAGACGUUGCUAAUGAUAUACAGAGCAAUGAUAAGGUCUACUUUAGACUAUGGAUGUGUUGUAUUUGGCUCAGCCUCUAAAUCUGUGCUUGAGAAGUUGGAUCGGCUUCAGGCCAAAGCUCUAAGAAUAUGUUGUGGAGCUUUCAGAACAACUCCAAUACCAGCUCUGCUUGUUGAAAUGGGGGAGGCUCCUCUAAGAAAUAGUGUUUGGGCUCCAUUAUUGGUAUAAAUUGUGUACUAUUAAAUGUGUCCCAUUUGCUAAAUGUCUUUUGGAAAACUGUUGGGAAUUUGUUGGUAAUGAAAAGAGGUCAAACUUCCUUAGUCAUAUUAAAAAGCUCGCCUCGACCUUUGGGCUUGAAGAAGACAGGAUGUGCAUGUCUCUCUGUUCCUCUGUCCCUCUCUGGUAUAUACCUGAACCUGAAGUUAAUGUAUCCUCUCUUGAAAACAUAAAGACAUAUAAUGAGGUUAAUGAGUAUGUUAAUAGUCUCCAAAAAGACUAUGUUCAAAUUUUUACAGAUGGAUCUGUGGACCCAAUAUCUGGAAAGGCUGGUUUUGGAAUGUUUGUGUCAAACUUUAAUAUUCAACAGACCAUCCGAAUAUCUAACAAGUUGUCUAUCUUUUCUGCUGAGCUCCUAGGGAUCUUGUGGGCCAUGUGGUGGAUGGAGGUUGUUAGACCCCUAAAAAGCAUAGUUUGUUCAGAUUCUAAAGCUGCCUUGUUGGCCGUGAAGAAUGGAGCAUCAAGGGCUCAACCUGACCUGCUACAGGAGAUCUUGUGCUGUCACUAUGGACUUGGUAAAAUUGGAUGUAACGUGGAAUUUAUGUGGGUACCAGGCCAGUCAGGUAUAGAAGGAAAUGAAAGAGCCGACCAACUGGCAAAAAAAUCCCUUGGAAAAGAUACUGUUGAUCUGAAUGUGUUUCUUGGGAAGCCUGAGUGCUUUCAAGUUGGCAAAGAAAAAUUAGAGGAACAAUGGCAAAAAGAAUGGAGAGAAGACCAACGUGGCAGACAUUACUUUUCCCUGCAGCCAUCUGCUAAAAGAAGGAGGCUACAGAUUAAAACUAGAAAGAAAGGAUGAUGUGGUCUUAACUCGUUUAAAACUGGGGCACUGGGUCAAAACAAUAGGCAAGAACCUAAAUGGUCUCUGCCAGUGUGGGAAGUUGGAGACACUGCAGCAUGUAAUGUUUGAGUGCAGUAAAUAUUGGGAUGAAAGACAGCACAUGUUUAGGGAGUUAUCUAAGUUGGGCUUUUCUUCCUUUUCUUUCAAAUCUAUAUUCUCUUCUGAUGCGGACUUCCAUCUAAUUGGGAAAGCAAUAAUUCUUUUUCUCCGGUCAGCUGGACUGUAUCAGAAAAUCUAAACUGAAUAUAGCGGCGAGCGGCAAUCUGCGGGUUCUAAACUGUUCCGCCCCAAACCAGCCACCGUGACAGAUUAUGAAUCAUAGUAAAAUACCUUUGUCCUUCCAUAUUAUGGAAUUAUGGAGAAGACAUUACAUGGAGCUUUUUAACUGUGUUAAAAGUGAUGUUUUUACUGUUGGCGAUGUAUCUCAUGAUAAUGUGGUCAUAAGGCCUGAUGAUAUAAGUUACGCAAUUGGGAAAUUGGCUUUAAACAAAUCCUGUGGCCUUCAUCUGAUCUCUGCAGAGCAUUUGAAAUUUUCAUGAAUGAAAUUUUCAUUUUCAAGAAUGAAUGAAUGAGUGAAUGAAUGAACUAGAAAAUUUCACAUGAAAUUUUGAGUGUGCCUGAUGCUCGCUGCCAACUAGUAUCCCCAUACCAAUAUGCUAAUUAUUAAUAGCAGUAAAUGUAUCACUGUGUGUCUGUGUGUGUGUGCAUGC